Plenodomus lingam JN3 is the source of this 1821-nucleotide messenger RNA. The record is from RefSeq and is a predicted model, not a curated record. Lineage: Eukaryota; Fungi; Ascomycota; Dothideomycetes; Pleosporales; Leptosphaeriaceae.
AUGCAGAGAGCUUUUGCAUCGCGGGCGCGGACUUCGGUCCUCAACUCUAGCUCCAAGCUUCGGUCUACUACGCUCAAUCUUCAGCAGCAGCGGUUUGCACACAAGGAACUCAAGUUCGGCGUCGAGGCGCGGGCUUCGCUGUUGAAGGGUGUCGACACACUCGCAAAGGCAGUAUCAACAACACUGGGUCCCAAGGGUCGCAAUGUCUUGAUUGAGUCUAGCUACGGCUCUCCCAAGAUCACCAAGGGUACUUGCAUCCUUACAAAUUACUUCCAUUGCCCCGAGCUUUCCGCUGACAUAUUCGCAGACGGUGUAACAGUCGCAAAGGCCAUUACCCUCCAAGACAAGUUCGAGAACCUUGGUGCGCGCCUCCUCCAAGAUGUCGCCUCCAAGACCAAUGAGGCUGCUGGUGACGGUACCACCACUGCCACUGUCCUUGCCCGCGCCAUCUUCUCUGAGACAGUCAAGAAUGUUGCUGCUGGCUGCAACCCCAUGGAUCUGAGGCGGGGAACACAGGCGGCUGUCGAGGCUGUUGUCGACUACCUGAGGGCCAACAAGAGGGACAUCACCACGAGCGAGGAAAUUGCACAGGUCGCCACUAUUUCCGCCAACGGCGACACUCACAUUGGCAAGCUUCUCUCCAACGCCAUGGAGAAGGUUGGCAAGGAGGGAGUCAUCACUGUCAAGGAGGGCAAGACCACCGAGGAUGAGCUUGAGGUCACUGAAGGAAUGAAAUUCGACCGUGGCUACAUCUCGCCUUACUUCAUCACCGACACUAAGACCGCCAAGGUUGAAUUCGAGAAGCCAUUGAUCCUCCUCUCCGAAAAGAAGAUCUCUGCCGUCCAGGAUAUUGUACCCGCUCUCGAGGCCUCGCAACAACUCCGCCGUCCCCUUGUCAUCAUUGCUGAGGACAUUGAUGGUGAGGCUCUUGCCGUUUGCAUUCUCAACAAGCUCCGUGGUCAACUCCAGGUUGCCGCUGUCAAGGCUCCCGGAUUUGGUGACAACAGGAAGUCUAUUCUCGGUGACCUGGCAGUCCUGACCAACGGUACCGUCUUCAGCGAUGACUUGGACAUCAAGCUCGAGAAGGCGACACCCGAUAUGCUGGGUUCUACUGGAUCCAUUACCAUCACCAAAGAAGACACCGUCAUCCUCAACGGUGAAGGUAGCAAGGACCAGGUUUCUCAGCGCUGCGAACAAAUUCGUGGAGUCAUCAACGACCCCACCACCUCCGAGUAUGAGAAGGAGAAGCUCCAGGAGCGUCUUGCUAAGCUCUCUGGCGGUGUCGCCGUUAUCAAGGUCGGUGGCUCCUCUGAGGUCGAGGUCGGCGAGAAGAAGGAUCGCAUCGUUGAUGCUUUGAACGCAACCCGCGCCGCCGUCGAAGAGGGAAUCCUGCCCGGCGGUGGAACCGGUCUUUUGAAGGCCUCUGCCAACGCCUUGGGCUCCGUCAAGGCUGCCAACUUUGACCAACAGCUCGGUAUCACCAUUGUCAAGAACGCCAUUACCCACCCUGCUCGCAAGAUUGUCGAGAAUGCUGGUGCCGAAGGCUCUGUCAUUGUCGGUAAACUCAUCGAUGAAUACAAGGGUGACUUCAACAAGGGUUUCAACAGCGCAAAGGGCGAGUACGUUGACAUGAUUGCGGCUGGUAUCCUCGACCCCUUCAAGGUUGUCCGCACUGCCCUUGUCGAUGCCAGCGGUGUUGCCUCACUUCUUGGAACUACCGAGGUUGCCAUUGUUGACGCUCCUGAGGAGAAGUCUGGUCCUCCAGCCGGUAUGGGCGGUAUGGGAGGAGGAAUGGGAGGAAUGGGUGGCAUGGGCUUCUAA